Ooceraea biroi (clonal raider ant) is the source of this 4380-nucleotide messenger RNA. RefSeq names its product exportin-4. Lineage: Eukaryota; Metazoa; Arthropoda; Insecta; Hymenoptera; Formicidae. Gene Ontology annotation, cellular component: cytoplasm; nuclear pore. The record is from RefSeq and is a predicted model, not a curated record. Gene Ontology annotation, molecular function: nuclear export signal receptor activity. Gene Ontology annotation, biological process: protein export from nucleus.
AUGUCAGAGGAAGUGUUGAGAGAAUUAGAAGCAGCAGCACAAGUUGUUCUGGCACCUCCAAAUCUAAUUUCCACAGAACAGCGUCACUCAGCAGAAGCUGUUUUUUUGAAUUUUCGUAAAACAAGUUCGCCUUAUCAAUUAUGUCGACAAAUUUUGGAAUCAAGUACUGUAGAUUAUGUACUGUUCGAAACAGCUGGCUUGAUAAAAACAGCUAUGAUACGAGAAUGGUCCUAUAUACCGUGGUCAGACAUCUAUUCGUUGAUAGAAUAUUUACAACAUUAUGUUAUAAGCAGACCUACUCUGGCACCUUACGUCAGAGCAAAAAUACUCCAAGUUAUUGCAAUUUUAAUCAAAAUAGUAAGCUCACACGACUUUGGCGAACAGAGAAAAAAGAUGCUAGAUAUGGUAGAAACUUUAAUUAGAAAAGGAGAUUUACCAAAGCGAAUUUUGGGAUGCAAUAUUUUAUCUGCAAUAUUACAAGAGUAUGCAACGAAUGCAAAAUCGUCUGAUAUAGGUCGAACGUGGGAAUGGCAUUUUAAAGAGAAGAUGGAAUUUGAAAGAACAGAUAUGCAGCGGAUCUUUAAAUUUUGUGUUGAGAUGUUUGUUGAAUUAACAGAGAAGCUUAUGGAAGAAGAAACAUUAUCCCUUGUGAAGCAUUUACUUGCUAUUGCAGAAAGUAUGCUCGUUUGGGGAUAUUUUCACGAAAAUUUGCCUAAAAGAUUAGUGAGCCUGUGUGUGGCCUCUGAAUCUGCAGAUAAUCCACCGCUGACAUUGUCUUCAGUAUGGCGGGACGUAAUAUUAGAUCCAAUAGUGCUAAAUGUAUUUUUUAUGGUAUAUUUGAAAAUACGCAAUAAUCUACAAAUAGCACAUCACGCCAUGAAUUGUCUAGUACAAUUAGCAAGCCUGCAUGGCACAGUCAUGUUUUCCGAGCACGACAAACUGAAAUACCUGACGAAUUACAUGGAGAGAUUUUUGACGUUAGUAAGAAGCAUUGAUAUUAAUAAUCAAGAGGCGAGUGGGAUCACCAAUAUCAUAAGAAAGAUCAAUUGUUAUUUUCGAAGUUCGUUCAAUUUCCUUCCGAAAGCUUUAUAUAUAUCAUACGUGCAAGAAGUGACGAGGCUGACGUGCCUAUUUAUAAACUCUACUGUACAAGAAGAAUCGAUAUACUCUGAUGAUCCUUUAUACAUGGAGGCUGUGGAACGUAUGUUGGGAACAUUGUUAACUAAUUUCUAUCCGACAGCAGAACUGUGCGAAGUGAGCUCUUCACAAAUAUUUCAAUCGUACAUCCAGUAUCGCUUAUCACCCAUGCGUGAGAAUGCAGAAUCUUACGACAAAAGGGAAGAUAAAAAAGAAAUAGCAGAAGUGGAAGAAGAUGAUAGAAUUAAAUUUGAUAAUCAACUACAAACGAUUGGUGUCUUUGGUAGACAAACCGCGACUUACUCUUUGUCUUUAUUAACGGAAUUACUCGAAAAGCGAAUACAAAAAUUAUGUGACAACUUAAACGUAUUGGUAGGGCAAAAGAAUUCCUUAUCUCGACCAGAUUCUAUGGAUGAUUUGUAUGAAGAAUUACAUUGGCUCAUUUUGAUAAUGGGACACGUGCUUUGUGUGGAAUCGGAGGGCGAACCCAUAUUAAUACCUUUAGAAAUUACGCGUUGCAGUAUGAACCAGUCGCGAGACGGGCAAGUUGACGUGAACCGUACAUUGGAGUUUCUAGUGUCUUCGCAAAACGUUCAACUGGAUUUAAACCGUCCUAUAUGUUCGAUCGAUCCAGUUAUUCGAUUAAUCGCGGAUGUUUUCCGCUUAUGUGCCAUUGAAAAAACUCUUAUAUCAUUGAAGUUGGAGAAUAUACUCAGUCCUGAGUUGAGCAGCACGAUAACUUGGUUCUUACGUAGAAUCUCGCAAAGCUACCUUUUGCCACGUGAAAGAUAUUAUGCCGAGAUAAGCACCACAAUUUUACAAAUAUUCGGUGACGAUACCCCUGGUGCGUCGUGGACAAUGGACUUCCUUCUGGACAAAGUAAUUUACAAUAUCAACGCUUUUAAAAGCGAACCCACAAUAGUUCAGGAAACCAUAAAAUUACUAAUAUCACUUGUCGAAUCGGAAACUAAAGCCUCUUACUUAUUGAAAUCGGAACAAUUCAAAUAUAUCAUCGAGUUAGCUAUGAAAGGACAGUAUAAUUGUCCGCAAGUUGUUAAAAGAGGUUUAAUGCAUGCAGUGGUCCAAAUUGGUGUCAUGCUGCAAGACAUGAGCACAAUUAACAAAAGUGAUACAAGCGAUACAAGUAUAUCUAACGUAAAACAGACAUUUUGGUCGCAAACUUUAGAGUCCUUGCAGCACAGAUGCACACAGCUAAUUUCCAGUGAUAACUUUAUGUCGUCUUAUCAUCAGGAAGAGAUUAAAGUUCAAAUCAUAGACAUAUUAGAAUCAUUUAUAGGCAUAACAGAAGGCGUGAAAGGUCCGGUGACGGAGCUAGUGUUCCAACAUACCUAUCCAAUAUUAGCCGCACUACCAAAAUUGUUAUCCUUGUAUCACAAUUAUCAAGAGAUAGUGCAACUAAUAUUAGAGUUAUUUUGCGAAUACACAAAGGCUAUCUUAUUUUACUUGUCGGAGGCUAAUAGUGAGCGCGUGUAUGAAGUGUGUUUGGAAACGAUACAAACGUAUGCUCGGUGCAAUAGUAAUCGGCUUACCGUAGAUUCUACUGCAGAAGAGGACAGUUACCACGAUAUCUUAUUGCUCAUGCAAUUAUUAACUAAUUUAUUAAGUAAAGAUAUAUUUAAUUUAAAUCCUGACGAGCAAAAUCAAUGCCAUCAAAGUCCAUUUAAAGCCAAAUCCACAAUUGGCACACCUGCCGACGUUUUCUUCUACGGCUUAAGCAUAAUUAUGCCUUUAAUGACGAUGGAUCUGUUAAAGUUUCCGUCGCUGUGCUUGCAAUAUUUUAAAAUGAUAUCAUUCGCAUGCGAUAUAUGCCCUGAGAAAGUAUGCAGCCUACCUACGAAACUGUUGCAGCAACUUUUAGCGUCAGUGGAACUGGGUUUAUACUCGUUCGGCUAUAAAGCAGCCGUUCUGUGCUGUGACGCGAUUCAAGUUUUAGCGAAACAUAUCUAUACCGAAACUGCGAAAGGACAGCAGUGCAGUGACAUGAUGUUGCCUUUCCUGAAUUCACUGAUAAACCUCAUUCUAUCGGGUCAAAUGGAUUUAGACCUGAUGUCGAGUGUAAGCAUGCCUUUGUAUUAUCUCAUGUGCUGCUAUAACGAACAAUACACGGAACUUGUAAAAAAUAUUAUACAUAGUCAAACGGAUAAUCAAGUAGCAACGAGAUUAACGGAUUCAUUCCUACUGUUAACCGCGAGCGUCGAAUUCAAUGCUGAACGUGUUCAGAGGAUGAAAUUUAAAGACAAUUUUGAUAAAUUUGUCACGCUUGUACGAGGAUUCUUAAUGAUUAAGUAAAACGGUGUUCAACAAUUGUAAAAAUAAAUAGAUGUAAAAAUAAGAUUAAAUAAAAAAUUUAUUUAAACACACGUAAUUAUUUUUAUGUUCGUGGCACUAACGAUCAAUCACCACCAUUUUCGUAUUUGUUCUCCCGCAUUGCCUGAAACGGUUGGAAUGGCGCGGCGUGAGCGCUUUCGAACUUACGGACAAUAUUGCGGAAAGGAUGUUUAAGCAUGUAAGCCUUUUAUUGACCGAUUUAUUACACGUUACCACUUACAGUGAGCCUAGCGAAAAUUCGAGUAAUUAUAAUAUAUAAUAUUUAUAAUAAAUAUAUACUAGUUACAGCAUCGAUGCACGUUUUCCGAUAGCAAACGAUCAAACGAAAACACUUUUUCUUAUGUAAUAGUCGCCUUACAGACAAGUACACGAAACUUACAUACUUGGUACAGAGAUCCGCAUCGUCGUUUCAGCAUUUUUCUCACUACUUUCCUUGCGAUGAUGAUUCCCAACGUUUCACAAAAUGCUUAAAUUAACAUUAAAUUUAUUUAUAUAUAUAUUUAUAUAUAAUUUAUUUUUUGUAUAUUAUUAUGUAUAUAUAAGCGGACAUACUCUUUCGCACGUUUUCGCAUAUUUUCCCGUUCACACGUCUGCAUGUUCUCCUCUCAUCAUUCGUGUCCUGUCGCUUCCUCCCUUUCUUUCUUUCUCUCUCUUUGUCAAUAUCUCUUCCUUUCUCUCAAUCUUCCAUGCACACUCUCAUUCUCGCCAGAUCGUUCUCUUUUCUCUCCUAUAUUUCAUCUACUAAUAAUAACAAUGAUUAGUAAUCUCUUGAACGACUUAAAUGUGACUUAAAUCUCCAUCACAAUAUAAUACGCAUUUCUCGUCCUCCUUCUCUUAUUUCCUCUUUCUUUUCCUCCUGUAUACCGCCUGCUUUCCGGCAUGAUCGAUAGAGAG